Messenger RNA from Lucilia cuprina (Australian sheep blowfly), 1032 nucleotides. Its product is annotated as histone acetyltransferase KAT7. Bases 183 to 392 code for a protein of 69 amino acids. NCBI's taxonomy places the organism in Eukaryota, Metazoa, Arthropoda, Insecta, Diptera, Calliphoridae. The record is from RefSeq and is a predicted model, not a curated record. The transcript is spliced from 3 exons.
AUUUACUUCAAUUUUCUUUAGGUUACCUGUUGACCAGGGUGGAACGUAAAAUUGGGUCGCCAGAAAAACCAUUAUCUGAUUUGGGUUUAAUAUCAUAUCGUUCUUAUUGGAAAGAUGUUCUACUUGAAUAUCUCUGUAAUCGAACUGGAAAUACUUUAAGCAUAAAAGAUGUUUCACAAGAAAUGGCCAUUUAUUCUUAUGACAUUGUAAGCACUCUACAGGCAUUGGGUAUGAUGAAAUACUGGAAAGGCAAACAUAUAGUACUUAAAAAACAGGAUGUUUUGGAUGAUUAUGAGGAGCGCAUUAAAAGACGUGGAACAUUUCCUAAAAUCGAUGAAGCUUGCUUACGUUGGAAUCCAUUUGUACCGCAGCAGAAUAAUGACUCUCCCUGAAAAAGGGUUAUACCGAAUUAUGAUUAAGCAAAAAGUGAAAUGCCGUCAUUACAAACGUUACAGAUUUGUUUUCUUUGUGUAAUUUAAAUAAAAAAUUUAUUUUUAAAGAAAUUUAUGAAACAAAGAAAAGCUCAUCAUUAAUAUGAUUUUAAAUUAAGAAAAUAUAUAUUCUUUGUUUUCCCAUCAAUCUGUACGAGUCUGAGUCAUUCGAGUUAAAACUUUACAACAGACAAUUUUAUUUUUUGGCAAUUUAUUAGUCACACAUGCGCAUCUACAGGUUUUUUUUUUGCUCGCUUAACACUUCACAAGGAGUUUUUGUUGUUGUCUUUUUAUUUCGAAUAUAUUACAUGUAUAUAACUCUUAUUUGUGAAUGUGUAUGUGUGUGUAUUCGUGUUUUUUUUUUUCUUUCUCAACGAUUCAGCUGCUGCACAAUAAGUAUAUAAUUAAUAAUUAUUUAUAUGUGUAAAUAUAUAUAUACAUACAUAUAUGUUUAAUGUAUUAGUUUUAAAUACUUUAAAUAUGUAAGAAAAAAAAAAAAGAAACAAUUAUUUAUAAAUGCGAUUAAUGUAUUGUUAAGCAGAGGAUAUACAAUAUUAGAAGUUACUCCCAUAAGCAAUAAAUAAACUCUUUAUUUACCCUA